Messenger RNA from Pseudomyrmex gracilis, 1909 nucleotides. RefSeq names its product mitochondrial 2-oxoglutarate/malate carrier protein-like. Gene Ontology annotation, molecular function: thiosulfate transmembrane transporter activity; oxaloacetate transmembrane transporter activity; malate transmembrane transporter activity. Bases 395 to 1273 code for a protein of 292 amino acids. The transcript has 6 exons. NCBI's taxonomy places the organism in Eukaryota, Metazoa, Arthropoda, Insecta, Hymenoptera, Formicidae. The record is from RefSeq and is a predicted model, not a curated record. Gene Ontology annotation, biological process: oxaloacetate transport; succinate transmembrane transport; thiosulfate transport.
ACGCAAUUCCCGCGCGAAGAUGUGCGAUUCUGCGAGACCUUAAUUUUGAACUUGGUCUCGAGAUCGAUUUAGAUUCGUUUCGUUUUAUUUGCGUAUCGAUGCCGGGAAGGUGGCGCUAAUUUCACAAUUUCGCAUCAGCUGAUGACAUAUGACACGACUGUCCAAAGGGUGAUCGUAGCAGAUAUGAUCAUAGAGCGAAAUCUAACCGAUUCCAGUAUCUUCCGCGGUCAUGAACGGUGCCGCUCGAUGAAACGCACGUCCUUCCGUUUUGUUAAUUAAUUUUUGUUUAUAUCAUUUGGUUUAUCGCGAUUGUUGUUACUUUGCGCGACAGCAACAAGUAACAGGAUCGGUACGAAUCUGCACGUCAUAUCGAUUUGAUCGAAUCGCAUCAAAAAUGAGCAAUCAAAAGACGGUGCCGAACGCCGUUAAGUUCCUAAUUGGAGGCACUUCUGGCAUGGCAGCUACAUGUUUUGUACAGCCAUUAGAUUUAAUAAAAAAUCGCAUGCAAUUAAGUGGCACAAAAACAUCCACGUUUAGCGUUACAUCGGGAAUUCUGAAGAACGAAGGCGCUUUGGCAUUAUAUUCCGGUUUGUCUGCUGGUUUAAUGCGACAAGCCACAUACACUACCACUAGACUCGGUAUAUACACCUGGCUUAUGGAAAUUGCUUCGAAAGAUAGCCAACCAAGUUUUAUCACGAAAGCGGCACUUGGCAUGACUGCUGGUUGUGUCGGAGCAUUUGUAGGUACACCUGCGGAAGUAGCUUUAAUUAGGAUGACUGCUGAUGGAAGAUUACCGAUAGCCGAUAGACGCAAUUACAAAAAUGUGUUUGAUGCAUUAUUCCGUAUAAUUAGAGAAGAGGGUCUCUUCAUGUUAUGGCGUGGCGCCAUUCCCACGAUGGGACGUGCCAUGGUUGUAAACGCAGCACAAUUGGCAUCUUAUUCCCAAGCCAAACAGGCACUGUUGAAUACAGGAUAUUUCGAGGAAAAUAUUGUGUUACACUUUGCGAGCUCUAUGAUUUCUGGUUUGGUCACUACUACUGCUUCCAUGCCUGUGGAUAUAGCCAAGACGAGAAUUCAAAACAUGAAAACUAUAAACGGCAAACCAGAAUUUACAGGCGCGAUUGACGUUCUGAGCAAAGUCAUAAGAAACGAGGGUUUGUUUGCAUUGUGGAAAGGCUUCUUCCCGUAUUACGCGCGUCUAGGUCCACAUACAGUGUUGACGUUCAUCUUUUUGGAACAAAUGACCGCUUCGUACAAAACGUAUUUAGCAUAACAACAGGUAUACAUUGUCAAACAAAGUGUUAUCAAUGUUAUCAGUCUUCUGAAUAUUUUUUUGUAACUUUUCUCGUAUUUUUACAAGUGUUAUUUUUUUGACAAAUCUAUUUUGUUAGUGUAUUAUAUCCUUUUAUGUCAAAGGUCACGCACACAAUUGCAAUAUGUCGAUAUGUAUAUACACCCAUAGAAUUUAUUUUCUUAUACCUGUAAUAAAAAUUACAUAGACAUGUAUAGCGAAUUAAAGAAACCUAGUAGUCGUACGUGUAUUAGAAUUUUCGAUAUAUUUUUCAUAAGAAACAAAAAAAAAUAUUCCUAUCUUAGUUAGGAACAAUUGUGUUCUUAUAUAUGGCAUUUUAUAUUCCACCAGUCGUACAGUUCACAUUUAGGUAUAGAAAAACAAAAAGCGUACAUUCUAUAUACACAAAUAUAAAUAAACACGUUAGCUUUUCUUCCUCUGCUAACGAUCGUUCAAUUCAUCUACAUGUAAUUCUUUGUUAUUUUGUGUAUUAUACUACUUGCGGCAUGAAGGUCAGCGUUUUUUGUGUAAGAUGUAUAUUGCCAUUUGUGUUAAUAAGAAUAUAAAUUUAACAAAAGUGGAAAAUGGGAAAAUAUGUAUAUAUGUUAUUAAUAAUAU